This is a messenger RNA of Fusarium venenatum, 4698 nucleotides long. The record is from RefSeq and is a predicted model, not a curated record. Lineage: Eukaryota; Fungi; Ascomycota; Sordariomycetes; Hypocreales; Nectriaceae.
AUGACUUUCCAGAAAUCCUAUUCGGAUCAGGUGGGCAGAAAUAAGCGCUCUCCAUGGCAGCGCUCGAGGAGCAACCCCGUGCUGCAACAGCCCAGGCCUCGCCCUCUCCAGCCAGUGUCUGAGGUCACCAAGAAUAGACUUAAUAGAUUUCAAUACCACCCAAAACCCGGCGAAUCUGUUCCAGACGACACGGAGAACAAGCAAAACACAGCAAAUUGUCGAACCACGGACGAUGUAACGACCACGCCUGCCACCCGAUUGACCUGGCGAGACCUAAUGGAAAGUGGCGAAGCUGAUGAUGAGACAGCUUCGCCAAAUGAUCGACUACUUUGGGACAACAGACAGGACAAUCUUUAUUUGAACGCACUGUCACCCAUGUUGACUCGAAAAGGAAGAAAACGUGCCAGAAGCUCGUCGCCUGUAUCUUCACCAAUUGCGGAAAAGCCAAAUACGCCUUCAGUCAACGUUAAAAAGCUAGCACAGGCCCUCAAGUCUCCACAAGCAGACCCUACGUUAGAGCUCUGGGAUCGAUACUCCCUAAAUGGACACGAUACUGCGGAAACCCCCCUCGGACUAGCAAACCCAACACUGGCGCAGCUGAUGGUAUCGUCUUCGCCAAGGCCGAUGAAACCAGCGGCUGGUGAAGCUAGUCUACGACGAGCGAUAAGUUGUGGGCUGAACUGGCCUAAGAGGAGAAGAAUAGAAAGAUCGACUUCGGGAAGUCGACUAAGCAGCGAGAAGGAAGAUCUGGAGGCUUCGAAAUCUUCAAUGGUAACGGCGUUACUCGAUACGGUGACUAGUAGCAUCAACGGGCAGAGCGAGGAGCCUCAAGAUACACCAGAAUCUCCUUCUCCUAAGAAGAGGCGGAUAUGUGCUACUAGUAGUGGCUCUCCAGUCCAGAUAAAACCUCAACCUAGACCUCAACCCCAGAUACCGCCACCUAUGCAAGCCCCUGCGCAGAAACAAGCUCGAUCGCCGACCCCAAUCAAGGCCCCAGAGCCUGCUUCCUCGGACUAUGGGGAUGAUGACUUUGGCGAGUUUGACGACGACACCAUAUUGCAAUUGGAAGCGAGCAUUACUGCAACACAAUCAGAAAUGGAAACGCAACCAAAGGCAGCGACGCCCAAAAACACAGUACUGGACGAGUUUGAUGACAAGCUACUGGAUGAAUUUGAGGACCUGGACGAUGACAUCUUCAACGAAGCGGAAGACCUCAUAACAACCGAUUCGCAACAGGUACCUCAAGCCCCCAAAACAGCAAGACCCGAAGAUUUGGACGAGGACUUUGGAGAUGCCUUUGAAGGAGACUUUGAUUUCGAAGCCGUGGAAUUGGCAGCAACUCAAGCAGCCCAAAAUUCCUCCGGAGACAGCCGGAAACCCAAAACAAUUCAACGAUACCUGGUUACGAAUGUUUUAGAGGGCGAACACGCGGAUCAGUACGGGAAUGCAAGACCAGAAAAGAUCCUUCUUAUCCAGGCCGACAACUCGAAAGACAUCAAGACGGUUCAUUUGAGAGGGUCGUGGUAUGAUACACCAGCCCAUGCAGACGCCUAUGUCCACGUCAUAGGCGACUUCACUGCAAGAGGACAAUGCGUUGUCGAUGAUGCGCAAAAUCUUCUCAUUUUACAUCCUGACCAACUUAUAUCCGCCACUGUAGUUGCUGAUUCUUUUGGGUGCAUGCGUCGCGCUGUGCUCCAAGACCGAGUCAAAGCUACCAGCCCACCGACACCACCACUCAUUUACGGCACCAUGCUACACGAAAUAUUCCAGGAGGCACUCCUUGCCAACAAGUGGGAUCUGCCAUUCCUAUGCGCAGUCAUUGAGCGGAUCACAGAAAAGCAUGUCGAAGAUCUUUACACCAUCAAGGUCGGCAUACCGUCGGCCAGAGAGCACUUGCAGUCGAAGAUGACAGAGUUGAGCUAUUGGGCUGGUGCUUUCGUAUCUUCGCAAGCCAAACCUGAUGCAGUCGUUGAAGACCGAAACGGAAAGAAAGCCAACAUGGCUGUUACUAAGCUUCUGGACGUUGAAGAACAUGUUUGGUCUCCGAUGUACGGACUGAAGGGCAAUAUCGACGCGACCGUUGAAGUUGUGAUGCAAGAUGGAAAGAGUUCUCGCACCUUGACUGUGCCGUUCGAGGUCAAAACUGGCAAGCACGCAAACAGCAACCACAUGGCACAGACUGCACUCUACACACUGCUCUUGUCGGAUCGAUAUGAUAUUGAGAUCGCGUAUGGCAUUCUCUACUACAUGGAAACGUCAAAAACAAUGCGCAUUCCUGCGAUUCGACAUGAACUCCGACAUAUGAUUAUGCAACGAAACCAGCUGGCAUGCUACGUCCGUGAGCGAAGCGUUCAGUUGCCGCCAAUGCUCAAGAGCAAGCAUAUGUGUGGCAAAUGCUACGCAAAGACAUCAUGCUUCAUCUACCAUCGACUGGCCGAUGACGGUGACGGAGAGUCAAGUGGAAUGAAUGAGAAAUUCGACGAGCUUGUCAAACACUUGACUCCCCAGCAUCAGCAAUUUUUCAUCAAGUGGGAGAAUCUGCUUACCAAGGAAGAAAAGGAGAGCCAGAAAACCAAGAGAGAGUUAUGGACGAUGACUAGCGUCGAGCGCGAGAAGAAGUCGCGGUGCUUUGCCGAUGUUAUUAUUGAAGAGGGAUCAGCAUCAGUCGACACAGACAACCCCAAGAUCAAUCGUUAUCACUACACCUUUAUUAAGCGAAACCCGAUUGCCGGCUUCUCAUUCCUCGAGUCUGAGCUGACGGUGGGCGAGCCGAUCGUGGUUUCGGACGAGGAUGGCCACUUUGCCUUGGCCAUUGGUUAUGUUACGGCAGUCAAGAGGCAGCGAAUCAGUGUCGCGGUUGACAGACGCCUACACAAUGCUCGAAUUCGACAACCUGGGUUCGAUGAGGUUGAUAACCAGGUCUUCGCCAGUAUCAUGGAUGUCGCCCACGAGGGUGCAACUCAAGAUGAGACUAGUGGCAAGAUUAAAGAGGCUCCUAUCAGAUACCGACUUGACCAGGACGAGUUCAGCAAUGGAAUGGCAACUGUCCGAAACAAUCUCGUGCAGAUGAUGGCAGACGACAUUUUCGGGGCGAGGCAAACCCGACGACUGAUAGUUGACUUGGAGGCUCCUAGAUUCAAGGCCGCCGCAACUCAGUACACGGUAUCGGAUCAAGACAACCUCAAUGUAGACCAACAUCGAGCCAUCGAGAAGGUUAUGAGUGCUCAAGACUACGCACUUGUUCUUGGAAUGCCAGGUACUGGAAAAACAACAACUAUUGCUCACAUCAUCCGGGCUCUUACAUCCCAAGGGAAGAGUGUACUUCUUACUUCACACACCCACACAGCCGUCGACAAUAUUCUCCUUAAACUCGAGUCGGACAGGAUACCUAUUCUUCGUCUUGGCGCCCCUGCUAAGGUGCACCCUCAAGUUCAGCAGUUUGCUACUCUUGCCGGCCAUCCGAUGAAGUCGUUUGAAGAGAUCAAGGAAGCUUGGCACGGAACACCGAUUGUUGCAACAACGUGUCUCGGUAUCAACCAUCCCGUAUUCCAUGAGCGGACAUUCGACUAUUGCAUUGUGGACGAGGCAUCUCAGAUUACUCUGCCCAUUUGCGCAGGUCCCAUCAGAAUGGCUCGAACCUUCGUCCUCGUUGGCGAUCACAACCAACUGCCUCCUGUGGUGAGGAACGAGGAGGCGCGUGAAGGUGGUCUUGAUGUCAGUUUGUUCAAACUAUUAUCCGACACCCAUCCCGAGUCGGUUGUCAAUCUGGAACACCAGUAUCGUAUGUGCGAAGACAUCAUGACUCUUAGUAACACGUUGAUUUAUGACGGAAAGCUUCGGUGCGGCACAGAACAACUCAAAAAGAAGAAACUUUACGUUCCGCGCAUGGAGGCUCUGAUGCAGCAUCAUUACGAUGCGUCAACUAUUCACGCAGCAACGCCUCGAUCGUUCUGUUCUGCGCCUGGCCCCAACCGAUGCUGGCUAUACGACCUUCUUGACAGUGAGGCUCGGGUGCGUUUCAUUAACACUGACACCAUCCAGCCACCUGUACGUGAAGAGGCCCAAGGCAAACGUAUUGUCAACUCAGCUGAAGUUCGCAUCGUCUCUCAGCUUGUUGAAAGUUUGUUAACCGUUGGAGUUCCGGAUACAGAUAUUGGUGUUAUGACACAUUAUCGAGCGCAGCUAUUUAUGCUGAAAGACAAGCUCAAAGCAUUCUCUGGAGUAGAGAUGCACACAACAGACCGUUUUCAAGGUCGAGACAAGGAGGUUAUAGUCCUUAGUCUGGUACGAAGCAACGAAGCUUGCAAUAUUGGAGACUUAUUGAAAGAUUGGAGACGAAUUAAUGUUGCGUUCACGCGAGCAAAGACGAAGCUGCUCGUUGUGGGAAGCAAAUCGACGUUAAAGGGCAGCGGGAGCGACAGCAUGUUGAGCCAAUUCAUCUCUCUCAUGGAGGAUCGAAAUUGGAUUUAUGAAAUGCCUGCAAAUGCAUUGGAGAGCCAUUAUUUUGAGGACUUUGGCACACAAAUUACGACCGCGGGUGCUACGCAAAAGACAAAGUCACCACGCAGGAAAACCAUUGGAAAGGAGAAUCGUAGGCAUUCACCAAAAACGGCCAGGAUUAGCGACAAGGCGUUAUUAAAGGGAAAACUUAUCACGAGGGAUAUAUUGAACGAAAUGACCAAUGGCGCAUAUGUUUGA